Priapulus caudatus is the source of this 3472-nucleotide messenger RNA. RefSeq names its product DNA repair protein complementing XP-G cells homolog. Gene Ontology annotation, molecular function: single-stranded DNA binding; DNA endonuclease activity. NCBI's taxonomy places the organism in Eukaryota, Metazoa, Priapulida, Priapulimorpha, Priapulimorphida, Priapulidae. Gene Ontology annotation, cellular component: nucleus. The record is from RefSeq and is a predicted model, not a curated record. The transcript is spliced from 12 exons. The coding region runs from base 133 to 2988 and encodes 951 amino acids. Gene Ontology annotation, biological process: nucleotide-excision repair.
AUUUGCUAACUGUACUAGAGCUAGGCAAACCCAUAGGGCAAACCUCUCAUCAUGAUGUAAUUUUGGAAUAAAAUUGGUAAUAGGUAAUUUUGGAAUAGACAAGUAUUGAAGUAAGUCUGUCUAGAGAGGAACAUGGGAGUCCACGGACUAUGGGAAUUGAUUCAGUCGACUGGUCGACCUGUCAGCCUUGCUUCACUUGAAGGCAAGAUUCUUGGUGUUGAUGUAAGUAUUUGGCUACACCAGGCAGUUCGAGGUAUGCGAGACCAGCAUGGCACAAUGAUGCCAAAUGCUCAUUUAGUCAGCCUCUUCAAUCGAAUCUGCAAACUUCUCUUCUACAAGAUUAAACCUGUGUUUGUGUUUGAUGGUGGCGUACCUGAACUAAAGAAACAAACUACGGCUGCACGACGCGAGAAGAGUGGAACCGCUGAGAAGAAGUCAUUGAAGACAGCAGAGAAGAUUCUAUAUAACCUAAUACAUGGGCAGGCCAUACAAUCACAAAUAGACAAGUUGGAGGACGACCCAAAUGGAAAGUCUAUCCCAAGCAAAGCCACUAAAUCGCCUGUGUCUGCCCGUCAGGGUGACAAUGAUAUGUUCCAUUUACCACCGAUGACGAUUGAUCUGGAAGGGGACCAGAUCGCUGAGAGAAACGAGGACGAGUAUUCAUGGGAGGAGAGGAUGAUCGCACGCGGGGCGAUACACGACAGCUACUACAAUGUGAACGACGUCGAUGUGAACGCGUCCGACUUCUGCAGCCUCCCGCCGGAGCUCCAGCACGAGAUUCUCGUCGAGAUGAAAGAACGUAACAAGCAUCUUACCGAUACUGAAGAACUCCCGCAAGAAAGCAACGAGUUCUCCAGUUUUCAAAUCGGCGCGCUUCUCAAGCGGUCGAAACUCACCAAGCACAUAUACGACUUACGUAAAGAGAUGAGGAGCCAGAGCAGUGGAGACGUACCCGUGAUUUUAGGUAGAGAAGGGGGAGAAGUAGAGUGUCACCAGCUAGCAUCCGAGGCAUCCGCACACUACAUCCUUGUCAAAGGUCACAGCAAACUCAACCCAGGCACUUCCGCUGAUAGAAUCAACAUUGAACAAAAGGAGAAACCUACGGAAGAUGUUGGUCUGGAGGUACCUGUGGGCGAUGCCCCAGAUGUGACAUGUUCUCAACCAGGAAUCCUAAGUCACGAUGAGCAGCUGGAUGACAGCAAGUAUGCUGCUGCUGGCGGUUUUAUCGCAGACGACGAUGACGAUGUUGUCAGUCGGGUGAAUUGCGCUGAACCUGUGAUGUCGUGGGAUCGACAAGCUCCACCAGUGGCCACGUCAGUUGUUGAUACAAGCACACGCUCUCAGAUGAUCCCAUCAAUGGAACCCUCCGCAAGCCUCAAAACAAGUCGGAGUCCAGAUGCGAGAGAUAUAGUUUCCGACGCUCCUGAAAGAACAACGUUAAACGUAACGAGUCCAAAUGCUUCACCUAUAAAAUAUAGCAGUGGGAAACCAAUGGGACCGACCAGCCUGGAUUCAUCAGAUCAAAGUGUUAGUUAUAAGAAGGAGCCGGAGGGCAUGAAAGAGAGGAAGCCAGAUGGUGUUAGGGAGACUUCAGAACUCACAACGUCUAAUGACAACCAUGAAGCUGACUCAUCACAGGAUGAUGAAUUUAUUGAGGUAACAUUCAAUCCAAACCAAAUGACAGAAGAUGAACUCUUCCCAGCGAGUGUGUUUGAGGAAGCGGUGGAAGAUGCCUCAGAGACUGAGCACCCAGAGCCAUCUGGCGAGGAAAUCGGCCAUGAAAAACCUGAAUUAGUAACCCUGGAUGAUGACAGUGAAGCACUGAAGAGUGAAAUGUCUAAGGAGGAACUGAUUGACAUUCAGAACGUGUUGGAAGAGGAAGCGGUCGCACUGAAGAAGAGCAAUGUGCAGCAGAAGAAACAGGCUGCUACAGUUACUGAUUACAUGUACGCUGAUGCACAGGAGCUGUUGCAGUUGUUUGGGAUUCCUUACAUUGUUGCCCCUAUGGAGGCGGAGGCUCAGUGCGCAUAUCUCGACAUGACUGGGCAGACCGACGGAUCCAUCACAGACGACAGUGACAUCUGGCUGUUUGGAGCGAAACGUGUCUACAGAAACUUCUUCAAGCAGGACAAAGAUGUUGAGAGCUAUCGUGCUGAGGACUUGGUCACAGACCUUGGUCUGAGCCGACACAAACUCGUGAACAUGGCCCUCCUGUUAGGCAGUGACUACACGGCGGGGGUACGGGGCGUCGGAUCGGUGCUGGCCAUGGAGAUUCUAUGUGACUUACCAGCCAGUGACUCAUUCGAUGCUCUCCUCAAGCUCAGGACGUUAUAUGAUGAGAUGAAAGGCCAGGAGAAGAUACCACAGGAGACCAAAGUCAAGUCGAAAAUUAGAAAGUUGGAGUUAAACCCAGGUUUUCCCAGCAGGGCUGUCUAUGAGGCUUAUUGCGAGCCCACCGUUGAUGAAUCGAUGGAAGCGUUUCUGUGGUCGUCUCCCAGUCUGUGUGAUCUCCGGAUAUUUGCAGCAGAUCGACUCGGGUGGACAAAGAUAAAGACUGACAACCUGCUUCUCCCCAUCAUGAAAAAACUAGCCGAGACAUCGGUCAAGAUUGACAGAUUCUUCGUGGUUCAACCCUCCGAAAGACGUAAAUUGAAAAGCAAGAGAGUGAAGCGUGCCCUCACUCGUGCCAGAAACCACGAUUCACAAGGUGAACAGAGUGACAAGAGCAAAGUAGACGGGUGUGCCAAUGAUUCAGUAGGUCUGUCUGGGAAGAGCUCUGAUAGAGCUGGCAGCAGUAAUGAAACUUCAACAUCGAAACAGAUUAGAGAACUGAGACCCAGAGGUGAAAAGCAUGCUACUAAACGUGGUUUCACAUCAAAGGCUGAUCAUCCGCGAAUCAAGGUAGCGGUGAAACACAGUAAAAUUGAUCGAUCAUCAGCCAAUGUUGCUGCAGUAAAGUUAUCAGACAGUGGAAGUUCUUCCGAUUGACGAAUCUGAAGAAAUAUAUGACUAAUAUACAAUCUGAAAGCUAGAACUGGCAUUCGAGCAAGCUGUAUUUACAAGUCAGUAUGAUCUCAUUAAAUUAAUUAGAUCUAAAAUCUCCACUAUGUCCAACUAUGCAUUGAUUCGUUAAUUGAGAGUGUAAUAGAGAUGGCUUGGUUUUAUUUCGUCUUGUGAUUAAUUUAUUGCAAAGUAUUUCAUCCAGCAACUCGUGAAUUCAAUUCUUGGGUAAAAACUGAUCAUGAUGACAAUAUACCAUUUGUCUGCAAACUAAGAUUAGGGUAGAAUUUAACUUUAUUGGAGUGAUAUUCACCCGUUAACUGCCAAAAGUGCUUUUUAAAAGUGUAAAUAGAGUAUAGAUAUAUUCGUCGUGUUGUGCGUAGCCACGCAGUCGGUCUGGAUUGUGUGGGGAUGUUUCUCGUUGAAUAUUAUAUUGUGAAACAUGAAUAAAAAUUCAAUUUAUGGCAUUUAU